UAUAAUACUUUGUAGUUCUAAAUAUAGUUAUUAGUUAUGCUUAUAAUUAAUGUAGUUAAGUGCAAUAUAUUUUGAAUAUUGUAAGACCUUACCCGGAGUUCAAAGUGGGCAGUCAAUAAGGCCUUAAAUCCAUUUUCUUGCUAUUAUUUCAGACUAACAUUCCAAAGAUGUCUCAAGAUAAAGUAUUAUUUCAUCCUAUUAUAAGUUCUAUCCAAAGAAUAGCACUCUACGAAACAAAAACCCGGUUCUAUUUAAUCGGGUCAAACAAUACUGAAACUAGAUUUCGCGUCCUCAAAAUCGACAGGACUGAUUCAAAGGAGCUAAUUUUGGUUGACGAUAAGGUGGAGUACAAUAAACAGGAAAUUCACCAGCUAUUGAACAUGAUCGGCUUCGGCAACAGGAGCGGCCGCUCGUCCGGAUUCAAUAAACUCGUGUCAGCCUUCGGAAUUGUAGGUUUUGUCAAAUUUCUAGAAGGGUACUACAUAAUUCUAGUAACAAAGAGAACCAAAAUAGCUGUGAUCGGCUCACAUUCCAUUUACAAAAUAGAGGAUACCGCAAUGAUUUACAUACCCAAGGAAAACAAUAAACCUCAGCAUCCUGAUGAGCAAAGAUAUGUGAAGAUGUUCUUAGCUAUAGAUCUAUCAACAAACUUCUACUAUAGCUACAGCUAUGAUGUGACACAUACCUUACAAAUGAACAUGGCUCCUCCUAGGAAACUGGCCCCAGCACUGUUUCCUAAGCCUGUGACAGCCGCAAUACUCAAGUCCAGUGAUUAUGAUGAGUGUAUCUGCCAAAAUGAUGAUGACGAUAAUGAGGACAUUUUUGAGAUAUGGAAGAAGCAAAUUGAGCAGAGAAGGAGCAACCCUAACUACCAAUCUUCAAAACUAGAAUUUGGAAUCAGAACAGUGCCCGAGUGGAGGUUUGUUUGGAACAGUCACUUGUUAUCGGCUGUACACUCCCAGCUGCAUCCAGACUGGAUCCUGUAUAUUAUACACGGCUUCAUUGAGCAGAGCAACCUCAAUAUAUUUGGUAGGCCGGUCUACCUCACACUCAUAGCUCGGAGAAGCAACAGAUAUGCCGGUACAAGGUUUCUGAAAAGAGGAGCUAAUGUACAGGGUGAUGUAGCUAAUGAGGUGGAGACUGAGCAGAUUGUGCAUGAUGCUACACUGUCGUCUUUCACCAACGGCAGAUUCAGUUCAUUUGUUCAAUUGAGAGGAUCCAUACCUAGUUUUUGGUCACAGGACAUAUCAAAAAUGGUUCCAAAGCCGGCGAUAAUGAUAGACCGCGCCGAUCCGUAUGCCGAGAUACCAGCUAAGCAUUUUAACAACUUGAUGAGAAGAUACGGCUCUCCCAUAAUGAUACUGAACCUCGUGAAGAAGAGAGAGAAGAAGAAACAUGAGUCUCUCCUGACUGACAUCAUCAGUAAUGCCGUGAAGUAUCUAAACCAGUUCCUCCCGCCGCAACAUGCGAUACAAUAUUUUCAUCUCGACAUGGCUAGAAUGAACAAGGGGGCGGAUGCUAAAGUCCUCGACAAACUAUCAGCAAUAGCGCAGACUGUGGUGCGGCGUACGGGCAUAUUCCUGAGCUGCAAGAGCGCGGGGGAGCGGAUGGGAGCGCCCGGCCACCAGGGCGGCUGGACCCAGACCGGUGUGGUUCGCGUCAACUGCGUGGACUGCCUCGACCGCACUAAUACCGCGCAGUUCGCGAUCGGGAAGUGCGUGCUUGCUCAUCAGCUGUACGCCCUGGGGCUGAUAGGCGCGCCGGUGGUGGAGUUCGAGUCUGACUGCGCGCGGCUGCUGGAGGGGCUGUACGAGGACCACGGCGACACGCUGGCGCUGCAGUACGGCGGCUCGCAGCUUGUGCACAGAAUCAAAACAUACCGCAAGACAGCGCCAUGGUCGUCCCACGGUAACGACAUAAUGCAGACCCUCAGCCGCUACUACAGCAACACCUUCUCUGACGCCGAGAAACAGAACACUAUGAACCUCUUCCUCGGCCUGUUCGUGCCGACGCCCGGCCGACCCGCUCUAUGGGAGUACCCCACGGAUUACUACCUGCACCACCCGGAGACCGUCGUCUAUAUACCGAAUAGGAGAUCGCUAACGAAAUGGUGGGACGGGGACGUCUCCCGCCACCUGCCGCGGCCGACGAACGAGAUGCGCAAACUCUGCUGUGAGAUCAUUGGCAUGGCGGACGGCGCACGGGACAUGCUGGACCCCUACCACGAGUACCACAGACCAUUCGAGUACACCGUGCUGUUUGAGAGCUUCGAGAUGAAGAUGUGCAACUCUCUCCGCGACCUGGCUCCGGCUGGCGCGAGCGCGAGCCCGUUCGUGGUGCGCGGCGCGCGCGGUCGCCCCGCCUCCGCCAACCCCGUCAUCAGCGGCCGCUCCUCCACCAUCUCCAACAACUCCAGCGAUUCAAGCAGCGAUUCGUCAUCAGACGACGACCUGACGACGUCGGCGCCGAGCGCGCGGCCGCCGUCGCCGCCGCUGCCGGAGCCCGAGCUGGCCUUCCCCGCCAUCAAGCGCCACAACCAGGUGGAAGUCAGCGAGCCCGGCAAACGGGAUAUGCUCAUAUAUAAGCGCUACGUGAAUUUCGAGCGACGUUCGAACCCCCAUUACAAGCCGGACCUGCACAUAGUGAUGACAGUCAGUAGCGCCUUCACCAUCGACAGCUCCGUGGACGUCAUCCCACCCACGGUCACCAAAACCUCCAAGGAAAUCUAUCAGAACUACGUCCAGAAGAAAACUGGCAAAAUAACAGUGCCUACGACCUCCCUCGCGCUGUACAAUAAAUAUGUUAAUAUGCAAUGUAAAUAGAUCGAGAAAUUAUGUAUAUUUAAUCUUAUUUAUUAUUAUAAUAUACGUUAAAAAAGU
Aricia agestis (brown argus) is the source of this 2879-nucleotide messenger RNA. RefSeq names its product polyphosphoinositide phosphatase (gene FIG4). Gene Ontology annotation, molecular function: phosphatidylinositol-3,5-bisphosphate 5-phosphatase activity. Bases 168 to 2822 code for a protein of 884 amino acids. Gene Ontology annotation, cellular component: intracellular membrane-bounded organelle. Gene Ontology annotation, biological process: phosphatidylinositol dephosphorylation. The record is from RefSeq and is a predicted model, not a curated record. The transcript is spliced from 12 exons. Lineage: Eukaryota; Metazoa; Arthropoda; Insecta; Lepidoptera; Lycaenidae.